Mus pahari (shrew mouse) is the source of this 937-nucleotide messenger RNA. It is a transcript of the gene Tmem134, whose product is annotated as transmembrane protein 134. NCBI's taxonomy places the organism in Eukaryota, Metazoa, Chordata, Mammalia, Rodentia, Muridae. The transcript is spliced from 7 exons. The record is from RefSeq and is a predicted model, not a curated record. Bases 61 to 648 code for a protein of 195 amino acids.
GGGCGGGGCCGUGGCGGGCUCAAAUGGCGGAGGCGCUGGGCGCCUAGGCCGUCGGGGGCCAUGAGCGCCGCCCGGCCCCAGUUUAGCAUCGAUGAUGCCUUCGAGCUGACCCUGGAGGACGCGGGGCCUGGGCCCGAGUCCAGCGGGGUCGCCCGCUUCGGGCCGCUGCACUUCGAUCGCCGGGCUCGGUUCGAGGUGGCUGAUGAAGACAAGCAGUCCCGGCUACGCUACCAGAACCUGGAAAAUGAUGAGGACGGAGCCCAGGCCUCUCCGGAGCCUGAUGGGGGAGUCAGCACCAGGGAUUCUGGGCACAUGUCUGUCCGCAGCUCGCAGUGGUCCUUCAGCACCAUCAGCAGCAGCACACAGCGCUCCUACAACGCCUGCUGCAGCUGGACCCAGCAUCCUCUGAUCCAGAAAAACCGCCGGGUAGUGCUGGCCUCCUUCCUGCUUCUGCUGUUGGGACUAGUGCUUAUCCUGGUCGGCGUGGGACUGGAGGUGGCCCCCUCUCCAGGUGUCUCCAGCGCCAUCUUCUUUGUGCCGGGCAUCCUGCUGCUAGUCCCGGGAGUCUACCAUGUGAUCUUCAUCUACUGUGCUGUCAAAGGCCGCCAGGGCUUCCAGUUCUUCUACCUGCCCUACUUUGAGAAGUGAGCUGUAACUGGCCAGUGGCUUACCAGUGAUCCAAGGCCUCAGGUCACCUCCACGUGUCCACAGGGUAUUCCUCCAACCUACACCUGGUUCUUUUCCUUUCACCUGGAAAGCAGAGGCCCUCUGGGACCCUCACAACCACCAGGCCCCUUUGGAUUUGCUCAGGAAGUUUGGGGCAUGCCAGCCUGGGAAUAUUGCCUCUUACCUGAUGUGUGCCUUAACUUAUUCCUGGGUCCUGGACUCCUGGGUUGGUGUAAUUUUGUGCUAAUAAAAGGGUAAUUAUUUCCAGCAA